Molecule: messenger RNA, 1904 nt
Organism: Diceros bicornis minor
Lineage: Eukaryota; Metazoa; Chordata; Mammalia; Perissodactyla; Rhinocerotidae
Gene: TNIP3
Product: TNFAIP3 interacting protein 3
Exons: 14
Coding region: 1-1305 (434 amino acids)
Biological process (GO): cellular response to lipopolysaccharide; regulation of transcription by RNA polymerase II
Source: RefSeq, a predicted model, not a curated record
AUGACUGGUAAUACUCACACCCUAGCCCUUGAACCUGACUUUAGGAAUCCAAGUGUAUUAAAAACUGUCACCACAAAUCGCAAAAAGCUCAUAAAACUUGGUUUACUUCCAAAAAUUCCAUGUGGACAACUCAUUAACAAAAACGAGAAAUACGAAGAGAAAGUGGUAAUGUUCACCAAUCAGCCGGAAGAUUCUGACAGAUGUGAAAGCGUGGAGCUGGACAAUAAAAUCUGCGAUCUGAUUGAGAGGAAUACUUCUCCUGAUCUAAAAGGGGUCACCCCAGGGGCCAUGCCAAGUCACAGAAAUUCAUGUUCUCCAAAGAUUCCAGGGAAGACAACUUCCAUGGCAAAUUUGGUACGGGGUACAACUAGAACGAGUGCUGCAGAAAGUUCUACGGAGCAUGCAGAGUGUGCUCAAUCAUCAAGAAGAAAGAACUUGACAAAUCCUCUUGAACAAAAGAUAAGGUGCUUGGAAAAACAAAGAAAAGAGCUCCUGGAAGUUAACCAGCAAUGGGAUCAGCAAUUUAGAAGUAUGAAAGAGUUAUAUAAAAGAAAGGUCGCAGAGCUGAAAAUGAAACUGGACGCAGCAGAGAGAUGCCUCAGCACACAAGAGAAGGAGCGGCAGCAGAGUCAGAGAGAGAGCGACAGGCAGCGCGACCUGGCCCGGGAGCGGCGACAGCGCGAGGAGAAGGAAAAGGAGAGCCUAAAUGAAGAAUUACAUGAAUUGAAGAAAGAAAAUAAGCUUUUGAAGGAAAAAAAUGCUCUCGCAAACAAGAAGAAGGAACAUUAUGAAUGUGAAAUAAAACGCCUCAAUAAGGCUCUUCAGGAUGCCUUGAAAAUCGAGUGUUCUUCAUUUCCUGAGGACUGUUUGGGAAAGUCUGAAAUGGAGUGCUGCCAUGAGGAGAUGAGAACAGAAAUGGAAGUUCUUAAACAGCAGGUGCAAAUAUACGAAGAAGACUUCAGAAAGGAGCGAUCAGACCGAGAAAGACUCAAUCAGGAAAAAGAGGAGCUACAGCAAAUUAAUAAAACUUCUCAAUCCCAGUUGAACAAGCUGAAUUCUCAGAUAAAAGCUUGUCAGAUGGAGAAAGAAAAACUAGAAAAGCAAUUAAAACAGAUAUAUUUCCCAACCUGUAACUGCGGCUUGGGUUUCCACCUGCGGGAUCCAUGUGUACCAACCGGUCCCAGAGCUGUGCAGGAUCAACAGAAGCACCCACCAGAGUAUCAGUGGUAUGCUCCUGACCAGUUUCCGCCAGAUGUGCAGCAGAAGGCAAAUGGUUUCUCCUCAGAAAAGAAAGUCCAUCAGUAGAAGCACACGAGCAGAGGGAGAGCUUGGCUGAGGGCCUUCAUUUUUCUUUUCACUGUGGCUCUGUUUGCUACAACUGCACAUCAUCUACUCCAUUAUUUGUGCCUGGUAAUGUUUCACUUUGGCAUGGGCAGAGGAAAAGGCUUGUGACAGCUGAGAUCCUGAUCAAGUCUGAGGAGCCAGUAUUAUACAGCCAAGCACAACUUCCAGUUGUCUCGAAAUGGGAUUUGGCAGAUGGAUUAUAGGCCACUCCUUGGACCUCUCUUCGGCAUAUUGCUGUUGGAUUUACGGAGGUGAUUUCAUGAUUUCAGCAACUCCACUUUUAGUGCAAUGAUAUUGUGUGUUGAUUUAAAUAUAUAUUCCCUGAGGGAAAAAUUUCUGCAGUUGUAAAUUUUUAACUUUGCUCCCAUUAUAUUUAAAGGGGCUUAGUUCUUUAGCUGGUUUAACUGGAUACUAUGUUGGGAUUAAAGAGGUGUAUAUAUUUCCUUAAACUAAAUGAUUGGUUCAAUCUGAAUAAAAUGAUAAACUUGAAACUAUUCUUUAAACAGAUAAUUUCUUUUAAGAUGACAGGAAAUUGCGAGCCUACUUCAUUUUCAUGUGGA